Owenia fusiformis is the source of this 644-nucleotide messenger RNA. NCBI's taxonomy places the organism in Eukaryota, Metazoa, Annelida, Polychaeta, Sabellida, Oweniidae. The record is from the annotation of a GenBank genome assembly.
CAUUUUAAAGUCCAUACUGGAGAGAAACCCCAUUGUUGUCAGAUAUGUGGAAAAAGCUUUAGGAUGAAGCAUCAUCUUAAGAGUCAUAUAAAUCAUGUACAUAAAAUGGAUCCUAAUUGUGAGCUUGAAUAAUAUGGAUGAACAUUUGUAAAGGAUUAACAUAUGAAAACACACAGAUGAACAUGUAUAAAAGGGCAGCAUUAAAACAUUGAAUAAUAUGGGGAACAUUUGCAAAGGAGCAACAUGAAAACAGUAGGCAAGAGGCCAUGUAACCAUGGUAACAACACUUGCUUGGGAGAGAAGACAACAUGAGCCUUCCAUAGCAACCUCAAGGUCAUUAAGGGUUCAAGGCCAUCAAUUGCCAAACAAGAACCCUCAUAGUGACUGUUUACCAUAUCAAAUAUAUGGUGCUAGUUAUGACAGUCAUAAUAAUAAUGAUAUGCCCCACAUUGGGGAGAAAAUCAAUGAAAACACUCGAGAUAUAACAGGAAUACAUACGGGAGAGGACAUUAGUACCCACACUGGAGAAAAAAAGCAACGAAUCAGAAAAAACAAAUUUCUGUGUACAAUGUGUCUGAAGUCAUUCUGUGAUGUCACAAACUAUAGAUACCAUUGUAGGAUCCAUACUGGAGAGAAACCAUACA